Molecule: messenger RNA, 5168 nt
Organism: Cricetulus griseus (Chinese hamster)
Lineage: Eukaryota; Metazoa; Chordata; Mammalia; Rodentia; Cricetidae
Source: RefSeq, a predicted model, not a curated record
AAGGCUCUCUAUCUUCACAGGGAGACCGACAGAAGAAACAUGACAUUUGGAGGCAGUGGACUUGCUUCAGAUUCAUGCCUUUGCGUUUGCUAAUUUUGUGAGUUGAGAACAUCCAUUCAAGAUGUCAACACUGAGAAUUUGGCUAACGCAAGCUUUGUUUAUUUUCCUCAUCACUGAAUCUAUAGGUCAACUUGUGGAACCAUGCGGUUAUAUCUACCCCGAAUUUCCGGUUGUACAGCGUGGCUCUAACUUCACUGCCAUUUGUGUGCUAAAGGAAAAGUGUCUUCAGCAGUACUAUGUGAAUGCAAGUUACAUCGUGUGGAAGACAAACCAUGUUGCUGUUCCCAAGGAGCAGGUCACUGUCAUCAACAGAACCACGUCUAGUGUCACCUUCACAGACAUGGUCCUCCAGACGGUGCAACUCACCUGCAAUGUCCUGUCAUUUGGGCAGAUCGAGCAGAACGUGUAUGGAACCACCGUACUUUCAGGCUUUCCCCCAGAUAUACCUACAAAUUUGAGUUGCAUUGUGAAUGAAGGGAAGAAUAUGCUGUGUCAUUGGGACCCAGGAAGGGAGACAUACCUGGAAACAAACUACACUUUGAAAUCGGAGUGGCCAACAGAGAAGUUCGCUGAUUGUCACUCAAAACAUGGCACCUCAUGCAUGGUUAGCUUUUCUCCUAUCUAUUUUGUCAACAUUGAAGUCUGGGUGGAAGCAGAAAAUGCCCUCGGGAAGGUCUCAUCAGAGGCUAUCAAUUUUGAUCCCGUGGAUAAAGUGAAACACAUCCCACCAUAUAAUUUAUCAGUGAGCAACUCAGAGGAAUUGUCCAGUAUAUUAAAGCUAACAUGGAACAAUUCAGGUACCUUAAGGCUGAAAUCUGACAUUCAAUAUAGGACCAAAGAUGCUUCAACUUGGAUCCAGGUCCCUCUUGAAGAUACAGAGUCUCCCCGAACAUCCUUCACUGUCCAGGACCUUAAACCUUUUACAGAAUAUGUGUUCAGGAUUCGCACCAUCAAGGAGGAUGGCAAAGGCUACUGGAGUGACUGGAGUGAGGAAGCAAGUGGAAUCACAUAUGAAGACAGACCAUCCAAACCACCAAGUUUCUGGUAUAAGAUAAAUCCAUCCCAUACUCAGGAAUCUAGAUCUGCACGGCUCAUAUGGAAGGAAUUACCUCUUUCUGAAGCCAAUGGAAAAAUCUUGGAUUAUGAAGUGAUUCUUACACAGUGGAAAUCAUUUUCACAAAAUUACACCGUUAAUGGUACAGAAUUGAUAGUAAAUCUCACAAAUAAUCACUAUAUAGCAUCGCUAGCAGCAAGAAAUGUAGUUGGCAAAUCAGAUACGGCUGUCCUCACCAUCCCCAGCUCCCACUUCAAAGCUUCUCACCCUGUAGUGGAUCUUAAAGCAUUCCCAAAAGAUAAUAAACUCAGGGUAGAAUGGACUGCUCCACAUAAACCUGUGAAGAAAUACAUUAUCGAGUGGUGUGUGCUGUCGGAUAACUCACCCUGUGUCCCAGAUUGGCAGCAAGAAGGUGGCAGUGUGACACAAACCUACUUAAGAGGAAGCCUCCUGGAGAGCAAAUGCUAUUUGAUCACUGUGACGCCGGUGUUUACCAGUGGGCCCGGGAGCUCUGAGUCGGUAAAGGCCUACCUCAAACAAGCCGCACCUUCUAGAGGACCUACUGUUCGGACAAAGAAAGUGGGGAAGAAUGAAGCUGUCUUAGAAUGGGACCAACUUCCUGUUGAUGACCAGAAUGGAUUUAUUAGAAACUACUCUAUAUCUUACAGAACCAGUAUUGGAAAUGAAAUUGUUGUGAAUGUGGAUUCUUCCCACACAGAAUAUACACUGUCCCCUUUGAGUAGUGAUACACUGUACAUGGUACGAAUGGCAGCGUACACAGAUGAAGGUGGAAAGGAUGGUCCAGAGUUCACGUUUACAACACCAAAGUUUGCUCAAGGAGAAAUAGAAGCCAUAGUGGUACCUGUGUGCUUAGCAUUCCUCUUGACAACGCUUCUGGGAGUCUUGUUCUGCUUUAAUAAACGAGAUCUAAUUAAAAAACACAUCUGGCCUAAUGUUCCAGAUCCUUCAAAGAGUCAUAUUGCUCAGUGGUCACCUCACACUCCCCCAAGGCACAAUUUUAACUCCAAAGAUCAAAUGUAUUCAGAUGGCAAUUUCACUGAUGUGAGUGUUGUGGAAAUAGAAGCAAACAACAAAAAGCCUUGUCCAGAUGAUCUGAAAUCAUUGGACCUAUUCAAGAAGGAAAAAAUAAGUACAGAAGGUCACAGCAGUGGCAUUGGGGGAUCUUCAUGCAUGUCAUCUUCCAGGCCCAGCAUCUCCAGCAAUGAGGAGAAUGAGUCUGCUCAGAACACCGCGAGCACUGUCCAGUACUCCACUGUGGUGCACAGUGGCUACAGGCACCAGGUCCCCUCAGUCCAAGUCUUCUCAAGGUCCGAGUCCACCCAGCCCCUGUUAGACUCCGAAGAGAGGCCAGAGGAUCUGCAAUUGGCAGAUAAUGUAGACAGCAGUGAUGAGAUUUUGCCCAGGCAACAGUAUUUCAAACAGAACUGUAGUCAACCUGAAGCCAAUCCAGAUAUUUCACAUUUUGAAAGGUCAAACCAAGUUUCAUCGGGCAGUGAGGAGGAUUUUGUCAGACUGAAACAGCAGCAGGUUUCAGAUCACAUCUCACAGCCCUGUGGCUCUGAGCAGCAGAGACUGUUUGAGGAAGGUCCUGCCACAGGUGCUCUUGGCGCAGGCACUGAUGGACAAGUAGAGCAGUUUGAAUCAGUUGGAAUGGAGACUGCGAUGGAUGAAGAAAUUCCUAAAAGUUACUUGCCACAGACUGUAAGACAAGGUGGCUACAUGCCGCAGUGAAAUUCUGGCUCCUGCAAAGCUUUAGUGGGACCUAUAAAGGAAAGCUAAAACACUCAUCUGUGACUUAAGAUGGAAAGUCAUCUUUACUCCCUGAAGAUAGUCAUUGCCCUUAAGGACAAAGUCACAACUGGGCCAUCUCCAUUCCAGAGUGUCUGGGAUCCUCCUUCAAGCACUACAUGAACUGACUCUGUCCUCUAAAUGGCUGAAGUACUCUGUGCUGUUUGGAUGUUUGCACUGAAGAAAAUGUGUGUCUGAGAUUUACAAAGCUUUAUAAAGCUUUUUGUUUUGCUGCACAGAAAAGGGAAUUCAAAUGAGCUGUGGCGUAGUACAGCUGUACUGAUUUUAAUAAGACCAGUCAUCUAGAUGCCAGGUGCAAAGUCCUAGCCCAUUCUCAGCCAACAGCAUCAUUUAAAAGUGCUAUAGGUCAGACUGUCCAGAUUUUGUCAUCUGGCAAAAGAAGUAGUGAGGGCAGGUUCAUUUCUGGUUCUACCAGUUAGAGAAUAUUUGGCUUGCUCCCUGCUGUUUUUUAUCAACAUUGCUAGUUGUUACUUAAGAAAGGGAUGAACUUGAAAAAUGAGCAAUGUAGACGUUCCCAUUUUCUUAAUAUUACCCAAAACUUCAUAGAAAUCUGGUCAUUAUUGAUAACCUCUGUGGGGGACCAAAUGGGUCAUGACAAACCUCUUUCAAAUUCAGUUUCACCAACCCUGUAGAGAGCGCUGACGGGGCCAGCAGUGGACACUGGAAACUAUGUCAAGCAUUUAAAAAUUGCUGUUUAAGCUGUGUUUUCUGAACACAAACACCAGGACAGAUGAUCCCAAAAGUUGGAUGAGGAGGCACUUUAUACAGUAUGUCUUCAGCUUAAAAUUGUUUUAAUUGGCUCCAUCUUGUUUUUAUUUCCAAGAAUAGUAAGGAGGUGUUUAUUGAAGGGCAGCAUUCGCCACAGCCACAAGCAGCACCCCAAACACACACUGAUCUCAGUAACCGCCCAUGGUGGAGGUCCAUGUUGUACAGAGCUGAAGAAGCCGUAAGGGUUUUGUAAAGUUUGCUGAGUGGGGAUUGAACCCAUGGCCUUGUACAUGCUAGACAUUCACUCUACCACUGAGCUACCCACCCACACAUCUCAUUCUGUUGUUUAGGCUCAAGUGAUCCUCCUGUCCCAGCUUCCUGAGGAUCUGGGACUUUGGGUAUGUGCUGUCACACCCAACAAAAGAUGGUAUUUUUGAUAUCUGCCAUUUCUGAGGUAGAGUUUUACAUGUGACUUAGGAAUAUUUAAACCUAGUCCUGGUUGCUUUGUUAAAGGAACAAUCCAGGUAUGCAGGGUUUAGCACUAAAGCCAUUAAUGUAUUUGUGCCUAACUUCCCAGUGUGACAUGGAGGCAGGGGCUGAAGUAGAAGUGGCUUCUCCGUUAGUGGCCGAUUACCACUAAAUGUGCUCACAGGAAAAGCUCUGAAGUGUCAGAGCAUGGGCACACUUAAAUACUUCCUAGAGUUACCAAACAAAAGGCUAAGAAGGGUCAGUACUCAUUGGGGUGGAUGCAGUUUUAUAUUACACUUGCUGAACAUAUCAUUUAUAUUUUUAUAACAGCUAAUACUUUCUGAGUUCUUUCACAUGUAUAUCCUUGUGAGACAGUAGACAGUUCUGUCCUCAUAUCCAGUUGUCCACUUUGCAAAACCAACCUGAAACUGGGAAAAUGGCAGAAUUGAAUCAGGCUCAGAGGUUAGGUGCGGUCAAAGACCAGAAUUCACACUACAUGCAAUGGCAUCACCACCCUUGAGCUGGACAUCAAAGCUUGGUCUGCUCAGGACUGAAUUUUCUAUGUAAGUCAAGAGAUUAACACUUGCUAAAGUUUUUCAUUUUCUCACAGAAGGUAGUCUAGUCAUGUUACUGUAUUCAUGUUUAGCUGUAACUUUCCUCCUAUCAAAUAGUGGUGCUGUGAACUUUGUAGUGUGAAGUAUACACUGGGGUAGGGGCAAUUAUCUAAUGUGAGUUCAUGAAUGAGCAUGAGAGAUCAUUGAAGGAAGAACCUCAAUGAAGCAAGUUUGCAUGUUGAAUCCCAGUGAGCCAGUGCCCCCACCAACAGAGAUGGUUGUGUGGCUACAACAUGAAAACUCAGAGAGUAUAUAAUGAAUCAGUUUUGUCCUGAGAGAGAAAACCAGUCAUAAAUCUUGUCUUAAAUAUAGACUUUUCUACAGCAUGUUUUAGAAUAAUCUAGAUGCAUGUGUUUUAGGUAGGCAAAGAAACUAAUUCUGGCUUCUUUAUGUAAAACCAGUGUAAUAAAGCUAGUUGUGUAGUUACUCUUUAA